AUGGAGACCAUAACCAACAUCACAACUGCUGCGUCCCGUGCUAUUUGGGGUGAAGGAACAAACCCAGAUGAGAAGAAGGAUGGGAAUGACACUUUGGGAAAAGAGCCUGUUGCUGGAGAGCUGGGUGAUGUGAAGAGUGGUGAGCCUUAUGACAGGGGAAACGUCGAGGACACAACAGCCAAUACCUCCCUCCCCUCAAAAUCAACCCUAACUUCUAACCCCAAACCCGUUACCACCGAGUCCUCUUCAGCUGAUCCGCCCAAAGCCGCCGUCCUCCUCCCAGAAUCAGAAUGCCAAUCCCGCGAAACCCCCUCAAAUCUCCUCGCUACAGCCGAUCAAGCAAAGCUCCCCUCAGAGAACAUGUCGACUGAGUCUAAGCCUCUGACAUUCAGCAAGAGUGAUCCUACCGAUAGCAGUACCACUGGUCUUGUUGGGGCUGGCAGCGAGAAUAAGGAUAUUAGUCUAGAGGAGAAAGCCAGUGCUGUGAAGGGUACGACGGGGUUUGAUGAGAAGAGUGCUGAGAAUGGCAUGACCGGUACUACUGGCUCAAGCACAGCACCACCUCUCACUGGCGCACCAGUAAAAAGAGACGGAGGACUCCGUGAAGAGAAGGUAGGAAGUUCGGGCUUGCUGGAAGAGAAGCGAGUUAGUCCUGCAUCUGUGUCUGAGCCGAAGGUGGGAGAGACGAGUACCCCCAAAAAAAGUACAAGUAGUGAGGGGAAGAAGAGUUUGGAUGGGACUGGGAGUGGACAUGAUAAGGAGAAGAAGAGUUUGAAGGAGAAGAUUAAAGAGAAGCUACAUAAGCAUAAGGAUUAG
This is a messenger RNA of Cadophora gregata, 816 nucleotides long. RefSeq lists its product as uncharacterized. The record is from RefSeq and is a predicted model, not a curated record. Lineage: Eukaryota; Fungi; Ascomycota; Leotiomycetes; Helotiales; Ploettnerulaceae. The transcript has 2 exons. The coding region runs from base 1 to 816 and encodes 271 amino acids.